CAUAUUUUCACAUUACCCGAAACCCUAAUCCCCAAUUUCUCUUCCAAUCACAAUAAUAUCUGAGAAAAUUGAAAGAGAUUAAAUUCGAAAAUUUCCGGCGAUCAAAGUCUUCCUCCAGACAUUCCAGAAGUUGAUCAAUAUGAGAUUCAGAAAAGGAAGCAGAGUUGAGGUGUUUAGCAACAAAGAGGCACCUUACGGUGCGUGGCGAUGUGCUGAGAUCAUCUCUGGUAAUGGACACACCUACAACGUCAGAUACUUCUCUUUCCACGAGGAGGCUGUCUUGGAGAGAGCUCCGAGGAAGGUGAUCAGGCCGUGUCCUCCGCAGGUCGAUGUCGAGCGAUGGGAGGCUGGUGAAUUGGUGGAAGUUCUCGAUAGCUUCUCUUGGAAAGCUGCCACGGUUCGACAGGAGUUGUGUGGGAAGUACUACGUGGUUCGGUUGCUCGGGACUCCGUCGGAGUUUACGUUUCACAAAGCUAACAUCAGGGUCCGACAGUCUUGGCAAGAUGAGAGAUGGGUUGCGAUUGGAAAGAUAUCCGGUUCUGUGAAGUCAUCCGCGCUGACUGGAUCAGACGUACAACGGAAGCUGCAGCCCCAAGUGAACAGCAUACGUCUACAGGAACCUAGUGUUGUCUCUGCUAGAAUGUUAAAGAGGCCGUCACCUAACAACUGGCCUGAGUGUGCUGAAUCAUGCACAGGAAACCCUAAGAAGAUACGAUCACUGGAAGCUUCCUCUAAGAAUCGUGAGACCGGUUGCUGUCAGUUGGUCAGGGUAAGAUCAAAAGGUUCUGACGAGAGUGUUCGUGCAGGAAGCUUAGUCGCUGAUGAGUGUUAUGAUAGCGAUGCAUGCUCGGUUGGUAGUUGUAGCGCUGCUAGUGAUGAUGAGAGUAACAUGCCACCUUGUAUGAUGCUAGAUGGCUCUAGUCAACAGGCAGAUUCAUGUAGCAGCGAGGCUGAAUCUUUCUGUGGCCUUAGGGAAGACGCAAGGCGGAAACGUUCAGUGGCAGGUGAUGGAGUAAGAAGGUCAUGUAGGUCUGAACUAUAUACUUACCGAAGUACAUUGGGGGACUUAUUCGCUUCUGGUCCCUUAAGUUGGGAACAAGAAACGUCGUUAACUGAUCUCCGUCUUUCUCUUAAUAUAUCAGAUGAUGAACAUUUGAUGGAGGUAAAAAAUUUGAUAUCUGCUGGUACCCGCAGUCAAUUUUGCUAGUAUCAAUCAGAAUUAAUUCUUUUUAUCUUUUUGUCCUGGCCAUAUUUCCCUGCAACGUGGAAUCAUUCAACUGUCAUAUAUUGUUCCUUUCCCAGUGGAUUUGAUAUUGAGUGUAUAGUCACAGCAGAAUAUAUAAGAACAUUGUCGCCUUGUCCGAGGCAUGGCAGACCUUUGGCUUUUAGAGGUUUAACUCUGAUGCUGGGGUUUACGACUUCUCCCUUUGGCCAUAUGAGUGGUGCAAUACCAUUCCUGUUCUUCAAAAAGUAACUGGCUUUUAUGCUAUUUUUCAUUUUGUCACUAUCUUGAUUAUUUCAGGUGUCCUGGAGUUGGCUUUGUCCACAGGGCUGAAAGCUCUGGUGCUUUGAGCAGGUUUCCUUAUAUGUUUACAGUCUGUUGGAUUAAAUUUGCUGAUCACAUGUCAAGCCUUAGCCCUUUCCAGUUCACUAAUUAUCUCUUGCGGUGCCUUCUUUUUGGUAUUCUUUCUGUUCUGAUUGCUUCAUUAGAACUGCAUGAUGUAGAUGCUACCAUGUCGAAGUAUCAUUAGGCAUAGUCCAUUCUUUUUGGAAAUAAGCGUUGUGGCUUGUUGAGAGCAUUCUUGCUCAGUUAGUCGCAUAUGCGUUGUGGAAAUUCUCCAAGCUCACUCUCCAGAUAUCUCCAGCAAAGCUAGUUGUUUAAAUUGUUGUCUUAACUCUAGUUGCUUCCUUUCAUUCAUGUGAUGAAGUCACAGUUAUUAGCAUCAACAUGAGGCAGUAAAAGUACUUGCAAGUUCAUAUUUUAUAUAAACACAAUCAUCCCCUCCCUCACUGGAUAGUAGAAUUGUGUUAUGUUUGUAAUUGAUCCAAGAAACUGUAUGAAUGUUUGUAGUGAAGAUUAAUAUUAUUAUGUUGGGAUGAACAA
Molecule: messenger RNA, 2104 nt
Organism: Raphanus sativus (radish)
Lineage: Eukaryota; Viridiplantae; Streptophyta; Magnoliopsida; Brassicales; Brassicaceae
Exons: 5
Coding region: 140-1207 (355 amino acids)
Source: RefSeq, a predicted model, not a curated record